AUGGGGCCUCCCAUCAGCGAAGAGGACGUUGGCUUCCAGUUCCCUCAGCAACAAAACCAGCAGAACUUCGAUAUGCCUCCUAGCGAGAUGAACCAGCGGAAAGCGGGCGAGGGGCCCGAGAUAUCUGGUAUUAUGGCGGAACAGAUUGAGGCUUUGCAGCAACAGCAACAGGCUCUCUACCAGCAGCAGCUCGCUUCCAAUCAGGUCUUGUCCUUUCAGACUCCUGGACUCGCGCCUGGCCGUCCGAAUGUGCACCGUCGUGUGCAUAGCACCGUCCCAAUGGGCAUGGGCAUGCCGUUUGGCGGGCCCCAGGCCGCCAUGGGCCAGUUCGGGAAUCUCAAUGGUCUAGGAAUGGGCCUUGACGGUCAGCCUUCGGGCGUGCCGCGCGGACACGGAAGGCGUCACAGCGUCAACGUCCUGAACAAGUCAGGCAGUCAGCCUGGGCUAGGUGCAUUGGGCUUCUCGCAGAGCGUCGAUGGUUAUGACGACGGAUUUAACGCCCCUGGUAACAUGGGUAAUGGUCACUCUCGUAAUGACUCUAGCUGGCGUAUCAACGGUGGUGUUGGCGGCAUUCAGUCGAACAACAACUUCGCUGCUGACCUCGCUCAGGCGCAGGCGCAGCUGAAUAGUCUCCAGCAAUUCCGUGCUGCUGCUGGCGGUCACCAUCAAAAGAUGGCAUCGUUCAGUUUCCCUAACAUGCUCCCCAACAUGAUGGCAGCCAACAUGAUGGGUCUCGGUUUGGGUGGUAUCAAUCUCCUUCAACAACAGCAACAGCAAUUCCAGUCGCAGCUCCAGCAGCAGUCCACUCAACAGCAGCGCAAGUCGCUGUUCGCUCCUUAUCUCCCACAGGCCUCCCUGCCACCACUCCUUGCUGCAGGCAAGCUUGUCGUUGGUAUCUUACGUGUUAACAAGCGCAACCGCUCGGAUGCAUAUGUCGCGACUGAGGUAUUAGACGCCGACAUCUACAUUUGCGGUUCCAAGGACCGUAACCGCGCUCUGGAAGGCGAUAUUGUGGCAGUCGAGCUGCUCGAUGUUGAUGAAGUCUGGGGCACCAAGAAAGAGAAGGAGGAGAAGAAGCGCAAGAAGGAAGAGAACUCCGCGUACGACCUCAAGGGUGCUGCCGGCCGAAAGAACGACAAGAAGAAAGAUGAUGUUGAAGUCGAAGGCCAAGGUCUGAUGUUGUUCGAGGACGAAGAGGUUACUGAUGAAGUGAAGCCUCAGUUCGCCGGUCACGUCGUCGCAGUUGUCGAGCGCAUGCCUGGACAAUUAUUCUCCGGCACAUUGGGCCUGUUGCGCCCUUCUUCUGCCGCUACCAAAGAGAAACAGGAAGCAGAGCGCCGUGAGAGGGAAGGUGACCGUGGCGACGAACCCAGGCGGCCCAUUGAGCGCCCCAAAAUCGUGUGGUUCAAGCCGACAGAUAAGCGUGUGCCCCUCAUUGCUAUUCCUACAGAGCAAGCCCCUCCUGACUUUGUGCAAAACUCCGAGGCUUAUGCCAACAAGUUGUUCGUAGCAUGCAUUAAGCGACACCCCAUAAGCUCACUGCAUCCGUUCGGUACACUCGUCGAGGAACUCGGUCCAAUUGGGGACAUUGAAGUAGAAACGAGUGCGCUUCUCAAAGAUUGCAACUUCCCAACGGAGGACUUCAGUGAGAACGUGCUGAAAUGUCUGCCCCCCAUCCCUUGGAGCAUUCCCGAGCGUGAACUGGAGAUCCGCAAGGAUCUGCGCAAUGAGCGUGUCUUUACUAUCGACCCCGAUACCGCUAAGGACUUGGACGAUGCUUUCUCCGUCAAGGUCAACGAGGAUGGCACGUACGACGUAUCUGUCCACAUUGCAGAUGUUUCCUACUUUGUCAAGCCAAACACUGCAUUGGACCGUGACGCGCGCAAGCGCGCAACCAGUGUCUAUCUUGUGCAGCGUGCCGUCCCCAUGUUGCCUCCUGCUCUGAGCGAACAGCUUUGCAGUCUUGUCCCCGGGCAAGAGCGCCUGGCGUUCUCGGUCAUCUUCACUAUGACCAAGGAUGCAAAGGUCGUUAAGAAGUGGUUUGGCAAAACGAUCAUCAGGUCCGCUGCUAAGCUCAGUUACAAGCAAGCCCAGAGUGUGCUGGACGGGCAGGCCGCCGGGUUCGAGGUUCAGCCUGAGCACAAUGUUGUGGAUUUCGCCAAUGACAUCAAGAUCGUCCACGACCUUGCCAAGCAGCUUCGUGAACGCCGCUACCAAACCGGGUGCAUCAGAACAGAGUCCUUGAAACUUACCUUCCAGCUCGACGAGAAUGGGAUGCCUGCCGAUUGUGUGCAGUACGAGCACAGCGAGGCCAAUCAUCUUGUUGAGGAGUUCAUGCUACUCACCAAUACUGCCGUUGCACAGCAGGUGGCCGUACACUUCUCCGAACAAGCGUUACUUCGCCGUCACGACCCUCCGAUUGAGCGACGACUGGCUGCCUUUGUUGAGCGGGCGGAGAGGAUGGGCUACAAUUUGGACACUUCGUCGCCUGUCGCACUCAUGAGAUCCCUGCAGUCAGUUGCCGAUCCCGCCGCCCGCAAGAUUCUGGAACUCUUCCUGCAGAAGGCUUCCUCGAAUGCCAAGUACUUCUGUGCCGGCAUGCUUGACAUUGCUAAGUAUAACCACUAUGCCCUGAACAUUCCUCUUUACACCCACUUCACUUCACCCAUCCGUCGGUAUGCGGAUUUACUAGUGCAUCGCCAGUUCGAUUCAAUCCUUCAAGGUGGUGCAGAGCCUAAAUUCACUAUGGAUCGUGAUGCGGUUGCGAAGGUUGCCCAGCAGUGCAAUAUCAAGAGGGAUUCGGCGAAGUUGGCCCAGGAGCAGUCCACACAUCUGUACCUCUGCAUUCUGAUAUCCGACCUCACGCAGCGCUACGGGCCUGUCAUCCGGUCGGCCAAGGUCGUUGGCGUCCUCGAUGCUGCGUUCGACGUACUUGUGCCAGAGUUCGGCAUUGAGAAGAGAGUCCACGUUGAUCAGAUGCCCAUCGACAACCACGUGUAUGACGAGCACACGCACACGCUGCAGAUUUACUGGUCCAACAAGGAUGUGAUUACCUGGCUCGCCGAGAACAGCGACGACGAGCAUCUCAAGAAGGUUAAGCAGAAUGCGGAACAGCAUGCUCUCAAGAUGGAGGUUGCCUCUCGGUCUCUCCAUGAUGAGAAGGCGUUGUUCGACGAGGAUGAUGACGCGGAGGAGGACGAGAUUGUUCUCGGUCGUGCGGACCGCGAGCAGGGGGCACAGGAGACCUCGAAGCAACGUCUCCUGUCAAAGUCUAAGGUUCCUCCCCACUUCGAGGGCCUGAGGAUCACGCCUGCCGGUCACAAGAUUCAGGAGAUCAGGGAACUUCAAACUGUUCCUGUUAUUGUCACUGCCGACUUGACCAAGAGCCCUCCGGUCAUCAAGGUCUACAGUGUCAACCCUUACGCCGAGCAAAAGUAAACCGUCAACGACAAUGUAUUUGUUCCUCCUUUUCUUUCGCUCUCUGUAUCAGUGCCGGUUUGCGCUGAUUGUAUGAUACGUGCGAUGUGGUGGAUACUGGAAAAUGCCCUCUUUCGAUUUUCUGUGCUGUUUGUGGCCGCUUUUCGCUCGUUCAGCGCACGCUACUCCUCACUUUCCUUGGCCUGCUCAUCGACAGCUAGCCUGCUGUUGCCGCUUGCCAGUGUACUCUAGAGUCUGUAUGUUCCGUUACAUGAUAUGAUGAUGCUGAUGCCCUUCCAAUGAAACAUGUUCCCAUUGUCCA
Postia placenta MAD-698-R-SB12 is the source of this 3739-nucleotide messenger RNA. RefSeq lists its product as hypothetical. The transcript has 13 exons. The coding region runs from base 1 to 3438 and encodes 1145 amino acids. The record is from RefSeq and is a predicted model, not a curated record. Gene Ontology annotation, molecular function: RNA binding; 3'-5'-RNA exonuclease activity. Gene Ontology annotation, cellular component: exosome (RNase complex); P-body. NCBI's taxonomy places the organism in Eukaryota, Fungi, Basidiomycota, Agaricomycetes, Polyporales, Adustoporiaceae.